This is a messenger RNA of Trichomycterus rosablanca, 830 nucleotides long. Its product is annotated as probable C-mannosyltransferase DPY19L3. NCBI's taxonomy places the organism in Eukaryota, Metazoa, Chordata, Actinopteri, Siluriformes, Trichomycteridae. Gene Ontology annotation, cellular component: nuclear inner membrane. The record is from RefSeq and is a predicted model, not a curated record. Gene Ontology annotation, molecular function: mannosyltransferase activity. Bases 23 to 529 code for a protein of 168 amino acids. The transcript has 3 exons.
UGAAACAUGAAAAAUAAGCCGGAUGCUUCGUUCUUUAUGCAGCUCCGACACCCCCAGGCGUGCAGUGUUCGCGGGCAGCAUGCAGCUGCUGGCGGGGAUAAAGCUGUGCACGGGCAGAGCGCUCACCAAUCACCCGCACUACGAGGACCGGGCACUGCGCGAGAGGACCAGGCAGGUGUACCAGAUUUACGCUCGGCAGUCCGCCCAGGAGGUGCACAGGCUGUUGCGCUCCGUAGGAGCCGACUACGUGGCGUUAGAGGACAGCAUCUGUCACGAGCGUCGCCACAGCCGCGGCUGCAGACUCAGGGACCUGCUCGACCUGGCCAACGGACACGUCAUGGACGGGCCCGGGGAGAACGAGCCGGAUCUGACGCCGUCCCCUCACCCUCGCUUCUGCCAGGCGGUGAAGAGCGGCGAAGCUCCGUACUCCGGCCUCUUCACCCGCGUCUUUCGCAACAAGACCUUCGACGUGUACAAGCUGAAUAAAGCCAAGAAGAAGAAGAACGGCGGGACGGACGGAGGUGCGUAGACGGCGGCCCGGGAGGACGGCGAGUCGGCGGAGGCGGUGGGACCGCGUCGCGCGCGUCUCGCGACGGAGAGGCGACCGCCCCGACCCGGACGGGCGGACGGCGGGCCGACGGGGCGGCGGACGAGACCCCCGUCGAACCGCGCCACGCGAAGCGGCGAGAGGUCACGUUUGAAGGAGCGCGCGAAGAGUGUUUUUUCAUCCUUUCGGUUUGUUUUUCGGUGUCGUUUGUUCUCUCUCUUGUACGUCGGUCGUUUACGUGCGUUAAGUUCGGUGUGUUAAUAAAGUGUCUCCUGUAACACUC